Molecule: messenger RNA, 631 nt
Organism: Dentiscutata erythropus
Lineage: Eukaryota; Fungi; Glomeromycota; Glomeromycetes; Diversisporales; Gigasporaceae
Source: the annotation of a GenBank genome assembly
GCGUGAAAGAUUAGAUAAAAUAGCUUCCUAUCUUGGUUUAGACUUUGAUUAUUUUUCUGCUAUUUCUAAAAAUGAUGAACAAAUUCUCCGCAAGUAUGGAACCGCAUUUAUGACCCCUUCUCAAAAAGCUUGUUAUUUAAGUCAUUAUUUUAUCUAUAAAGAAAUAAUUUAUAAGGGCUAUAAUAAUGCCUUAAUUUUAGAAGAUGAUGCAGACUUUGAACUUAACAUUACUGCUAUUAUGACGGAUAUUCAUCGUGAUUUACCUGCUUCCUGGGAAACCUUAUACAUAGGUCAUUGCUUUGAACCUGUCGGUGAGCAAGUCGGAAGAAGUUCUUCUGUCCAUAGAUUAUAUAAAUCUGUAGUUCCAAUGUGUCUGCAUGCUUAUGCUGUUUCAUAUUCGGGAGCCUGUAAAUUAAUAGAACUACUUGAUCCCGUGAUUCCACUUGGGCCAGUUGAUUUUUCUGUUAGUUUAGUAGUCAAUGAUAGGAAAGUUAAUUCAUUCUCUGUUCACCCACCUACUAUCUCGCAAUGGAAAGCACCUGACAACACAUCCGAUAUUCCUGCGUCAAAAAUAAUAUCCUUUAGUUUACUAAAUUCAACUUUACAUUUUCUUGGGCAUAAUAGUUAUUAG